Messenger RNA from Dibothriocephalus latus, 333 nucleotides. NCBI's taxonomy places the organism in Eukaryota, Metazoa, Platyhelminthes, Cestoda, Diphyllobothriidea, Diphyllobothriidae. The record is from the annotation of a GenBank genome assembly.
AUGCGAAUGACAGAAGGCUGCAUUGGAAACUUUGGCAUCAACAAUGACACCGAAAUCGACAUCUUUGGUCUGGCUGAGUCAACCUUCGGUGCAAAUAAAACCACACCCGACUGUCAAUGGCAGGUGGUGCCUGGUUGCUUUCAGCGUCCGGCGAAUGCUCCCACCUGUGGUCAAAGCUCUGACUACGCCAAUGGAAGCCAGGAGCUGCCCUACUGUCUCAACGACGGUAUCUGCCUGCAGGUCUGGACUUCAUUACGUUGUGCCUGCGAACUGACCACCUUCACCGGAAAGCGGUGCCACCUCCGUAAGUGCUUCUAUUAUCCCCCUGAUUAA